Molecule: messenger RNA, 809 nt
Organism: Cannabis sativa
Lineage: Eukaryota; Viridiplantae; Streptophyta; Magnoliopsida; Rosales; Cannabaceae
Exons: 2
Coding region: 45-809 (254 amino acids)
Source: RefSeq, a predicted model, not a curated record
UCUUUGUUGAUAUUUAGUUUUAUUGAUUUAAAUGUUUGUUGUAGAUGUCAUCGGGAAAGCGCAAUGUCGAUGAAGAUGACAAGUCAGUUGCUAAGCGCACAAAGGCCUCCGACAAAGGGAAAAAAGUAGUUACCAAUGAGGAACAAAGUAUAAACAACUCACUUGAACGUGCACUGCAACGUCUACUAGAAAAAAAAGCAUCAAUAAUUGCAGGGAAGAUCACUGCAAAAGAAAAGAUUAAGGAGCCAAUAGUAGAGAGUGACAAUGACGAAGAUCGUUGUAGGGUCCAAUGUAGAUGCAGUCCAGAACGAUUAAGAGAAAUUGUGAUCGGUUUGAACGAAGCACAAAAGAAAGUUAUUUCAGAUAUAGGCUUCGGGUCCCUCCUUAAUCCUGAAAUUCCGUCAGUGCGUAGUUCUCUCAUAUGGUACUUGUACAACCAUAUGGAUCUUGAAAAAUUUGAACUAGUCCAACAUGGGGUAAUUUAUCCUUUCACUAUUCAAUCGUUUAAGGAAAUUAUGAAAAUCGAAGAUGGUGGUGAGGACAUCAACUUUGAAGAUUAUGUUGACAUUGACAACAAAGUUCGAAAUGAAGUGUGCAACCUCGAAAAAUCCAUUAAGUGCACUGACUUGGUGGAGCUUAUAACCAACUCUGAAGAAGCUGAUGUUUUGUUCGUUGCACGUUUUAUGUUGGUAGCAUUGGGAUCCUUCUUGGUUCCCACAUCUGGAACGUACGUAAGAAAGGAGUACAUAAAUGCACUCUUAGAUGUUGGGGCGAAUAAAGAAGUUGAACUGGGCUUCGUUCAUCUUUAA